GCAAGUGUUUUUAACCAAUUAUAAAUCGUAAUAAUGUCUGAUGCAGAAGUAGAAGUGCCUUCGACGUUCAAAAGACGAAAUCUUAAGAACAGAGGUGGCAGGCAAAGAAGGAAAUCUAGUUCGGAAGAGAAAAACAGCUCCGACUCAGAUGAGCCUACAAUUGUGCUACCAACAAAAAGACAACAGAAAUCCAAUCCUAACAUACAUUCAACUGGACAGAAGAGGAAAAAGGUUGAAAUUAAUGACAGUGACAGUAGCAAUGAUGAUGAGAAGAAAAAGCCAAACACAACACUCUCCGUCCAGCAACAGAGAGAAAACGCAACAGCUACGUACGACCUUGACACAGAAGUUGACAGGGACGCGCAGGCUAUAUUUGAAAAGGCACAGAAAAUAAAUGAAGAAUUAUUGGGACAAGCCGACGAUAAGGUAUACAGAGGUAUAAACAACUACGCGCAGUACUAUAAGAAGAAGGACACAGCCGCGGGAAACGCUAGUUCAGGGCUUGUGAGGAAAGGGCCUAUCAGAGCACCCGCCAACUUGAGAGCUACUGUUAGAUGGGACUAUCAACCAGACAUUUGCAAAGAUUAUAAAGAGACAGGCUUCUGCGGUUUUGGAGACUCCUGUAAAUUCCUGCACGACAGAUCAGACUAUAAGCACGGCUGGCAACUAGAGAGGGAGGAAAUACAGCCCAAAGAGGGGGGAGGGGGGGACUCGGACUAUGAAAUACACAGUGACGAAGAACUGCCCUUCAAGUGCUUCAUAUGUAGAAACAGUUUCACGGAUCCCGUUGUUACCAGGUGUAAACACUACUUCUGCGAGAAGUGCGCUCUAGCUAACUACAAGAAGUCGACGCGAUGUUUCAUCUGCAACGCGCAGACCAGCGGAGUGUUCAACCCGGCCGCCGAGCUGCAGGCCAAGCUGAAGGCGAGGGCGGGCGAUGAUGAUAAUGAUGAUGAUUGAUGAUUAAAAGUUUU
Messenger RNA from Maniola jurtina (meadow brown), 974 nucleotides. RefSeq names its product E3 ubiquitin-protein ligase RNF113A (gene mdlc). The coding region runs from base 34 to 960 and encodes 308 amino acids. The transcript is spliced from 9 exons. Lineage: Eukaryota; Metazoa; Arthropoda; Insecta; Lepidoptera; Nymphalidae. The record is from RefSeq and is a predicted model, not a curated record. Gene Ontology annotation, cellular component: U2-type spliceosomal complex. Gene Ontology annotation, molecular function: metal ion binding. Gene Ontology annotation, biological process: snoRNA splicing.